This is a messenger RNA of Juglans regia (Persian walnut), 678 nucleotides long. RefSeq names its product germin-like protein subfamily 1 member 14. The transcript is spliced from 2 exons. The coding region runs from base 1 to 678 and encodes 225 amino acids. The record is from RefSeq and is a predicted model, not a curated record. NCBI's taxonomy places the organism in Eukaryota, Viridiplantae, Streptophyta, Magnoliopsida, Fagales, Juglandaceae. Gene Ontology annotation, cellular component: cell wall. Gene Ontology annotation, molecular function: manganese ion binding.
AUGAUGAACUCCAAGGUUCUUCCUAAUAAGUACGCCCUAGUAACUCUGGCCCUGGUGGCUUUCGCUUGUUCUCUCACCUCUGCUAAUGACCCCAGUCCCCUGCAGGACUUUUGUGUUGCAAUCGACAAUCAUGUUUCUGCUGUAUUUGUGAAUGAGAAGUUUUGUAAGGAUCCAAAGCUUGUCAUUGCUGAUGAUUUUUUCCGCUCGGUGAACAUUCUCGGAAACACAUCAAAUAAAGUGGGGUUGAAUGUCACAGCUGUGACUGUGGAACAACUACCAGGCCUCAACACCCUAGACAUAUCCUUAGCUCACAUCGACUUUGCACCACAUGGCUUAAAUCCUCCCCACACCCACCCUCGCAGCACUGAGUUUCUUAUAGUCAUAGAAGGUACUCUUCAUGUUGGCUUUGUCACAUCCAAUGCAGACGGUAACCGCCUCUUCACCAAAGUUCUAAACAAGAGAGACGUCUUUGUAUUUCCAAUUUGUUUCAUUCACUUCCAGUUAAAUGUGGGAAAUACUAAGGCCGUUGCCUUUGCUGGUCUUAGCAACCAGAAUCCUGGGGUUAUCACCAUAGCCAACACAAUCUUUGGAUCCAAUCCUCCCAUCAAUCAAGAUGUUCUCACCAAGGCCUUCCAAGUGGACAAGAAUGUAGUUAACUAUCUUCAACAUCAGUUCUAA